Molecule: messenger RNA, 1971 nt
Organism: Ochlerotatus camptorhynchus
Lineage: Eukaryota; Metazoa; Arthropoda; Insecta; Diptera; Culicidae
Gene: Abp1
Product: Actin binding protein 1
Exons: 4
Coding region: 334-1527 (397 amino acids)
Biological process (GO): positive regulation of dendritic spine morphogenesis; regulation of actin filament polymerization; neuron projection morphogenesis
Cellular component (GO): cortical actin cytoskeleton; site of polarized growth; dendrite
Molecular function (GO): actin filament binding
Source: RefSeq, a predicted model, not a curated record
GAACGUUUACCCAGUGUCUCGUUUAACCACAUUCCACCAGUAUUCGGUAGAGCAGAGGAAAAAGUCUCUCACCUCACCGUGUCGCAUAACUUCUAGAGUGGUGGUCGAGAAAAAAACAGUGCUUACUUCGAUGUCCGAAAAAAGAUAAAUAUUUGAUGUACAGAAAAUUCGCUUUUUAGGUGUAACAUAAGCCUUUCAUUCAAUGUGAUGUUGAGUGCAAUUUUAGCAUUUAUUUGAUGACGAAUGGUGUGCAAUACGGUGCGUAGGAGUGAUUUAUAAAAAAUCGACAAAAAAGAAAUUCGCCAAGCGCAGCGGAAGGGAAGUGCGUAAGACAUGUCAAUAGAUUUGGAGAAAAAUCGAGAAUCCAUCGUGAAGGCCUGGACGACGGUGGUUGACACGAAAAGCUCCACCAACUGGGCCCUCUUCUCGUACGAAGGACAUACCAAUGUGCUCAAAUUGCAGGAAACCGGGGAGGAUGGUCUUUCCGAACUGGCCGCCGAGUUUAACUCGGGGAAAAUUCAAUACGGGUUCGUACGGGUUGACAGCAAAGAGACUGGAAUUGCAAAGUUCGUGUUCAUCCAUUGGCAGGGAGAGGGAGCACCUACAGCUCGCAAAGGAACCUGUACCAAACAUGUCCGAGACGUGACCAACCUGAUACAUGGAGCGCACAUCACGAUCAACGCAACCACCGAAGAUGAUGUCGAAGAAGCGUUGAUACUGGAAAAGCUGCAGAAAGUAAUCGUCAAUGAUUUCAAGGUCAAAGAUUACUCACAAGCCAACGAUGUCCAGAAGCCGGUGGGCACAAACUACAGCCGAGUCAUUCCAACAAAGGAGAUCAAUCCUGCCGAGCGUGAUGAGUUUUGGCGGAAGGAAGAAGAGGAGGAGAAACAUCGACUGCAACUGGAAUACGACCGAAAGCUGCAGGAAACAGUGAAACUGGAAGAGGAACGGCGUCGUCGUGAAGAACGCGAGUUCGAAAAACGGGAAGCGGCUCUGGAAGCGCCCCAGAGUCCCGAUAAGAGCUACGCACGGCAAGCUUCGGACAGUUCAAAGACGGAACGAGACCGUGAGAUCAAGCAGAUUGUGGAAGCCAGCGGAAAGGUCAGCUCGGCUAAGGCACGCUUCCUGUAUAGUGCAUUAAGUCCAAUACACAUUCAACAAACGGUAGCUCCGGAGCUGAUUAUGUCACCGGAUUCAUCGAACGAAGAGACAAGCUUGAUCAAUGAACUGAAGGCUGAAGUGGAAGCUGAACAGAACGGACAGAAUGGUGCAACAACGACGACUGAGCCGUUGGCACAGGCACAGGAGUUCUUCGAUCCAAAUGCCACCAUCGAUUUGUCGGAUGAGGAUAACAUGAUCAAAGCGAGGGCUUUGUACGACUACCAAGCGGCGGACGAAUCUGAGAUCAGUUUUGAUCCCGGUGAUACUAUUACUCACAUUGAUCAGAUCGACGAAGGCUGGUGGCAAGGAUUGGCACCGGACGGUAGCUAUGGGUUGUUCCCAGCCAACUACGUGGAAUUGCUCUAAAUGGCCGACAAGGAUUUGAAUCUUUCAAACAAGUCACCACACACAUCCCGCUGAGCAGAGACAGCAAGCACACGCUUUGUCAUGUGUAAUAGAGUAGGAUAGACGACACCGACCUCUAAGUUGUAUUUUAUUCAUUGUCAUUUACAAUCGUAAACCAUAACGCAUAGAAUCGUAUUAUUGUACCCUGUUUUCCCUCUAAACAAAUUUAGAGGAACCCAUUAAUCAUCACAAUAUGCAGCGACGAAUCUGAUUCGUAUGCAAGCAUUAUGAAUAAAGACAAUUUAUCAUUACAUCGUCAUGUUUUACACACGAUAGGAAAAAAAAACUCAAAUUUAACUGUUGUUAUUAGAUAAACUUUAAAAUUCUACUACCCCGCAAGAAUUAAUAAAGUAACCUUUUUCUCUUAUGCGACACGAGAAUUAGUAACGAGCAAAUAAACUUGCA